This is a messenger RNA of Macrosteles quadrilineatus (aster leafhopper), 6406 nucleotides long. Its product is annotated as D-aspartate oxidase-like. Lineage: Eukaryota; Metazoa; Arthropoda; Insecta; Hemiptera; Cicadellidae. Gene Ontology annotation, molecular function: D-amino-acid oxidase activity; FAD binding. The record is from RefSeq and is a predicted model, not a curated record. The transcript has 7 exons. Bases 278 to 1270 code for a protein of 330 amino acids.
UGUUAAAAUAUAGGCCUACCAGAUGAAAUUUUCAUUUGUACAGUAAUAUUUUUAAGAAUUUGGACUAUUUAUGGUAGCCUAAUAAUUUUUCUGAUAAAUUAAAAUUUUUUCCUUACUCUGUGCAAAUCAACCAGUAUGGACUUGUGGAAGAUAUUUUAGUUAACUUAGUGUUACAUGUGAAUUGAUUUUUCAAAGAAACGAAUCGUUGCAAGACAAGUUUGCCAAUAGCCUACCAUCUUCAGAUACAAUUAAUAGUGGAGUAAAUUUAUAAGGAGUCAUGGGCAUACUGAACAUAGGGGUGUUGGGAGCCGGAGUGGUUGGUCUAACAUCUACACUGCAACUGCUGGACAAGUUCCCAAAUUGUAAUAUAACAAUCAUCGCAGAUAAAUUCAAUCAAGACACAACCAGUGAUGGAGCUGCUGGUAUAUUUAGACCUGGCACAAGCUUUUCCGGACCUUCUCCAGAAAUUACUCGACAGUGGCUGGUAGACUCUUAUGAUUGGUACAGUGAGUUGCUGAAUGACAACUGUGGUGUAAGUCCCGUUUCUGGCUACAUAUUCUCUUCCACCAGUCUACAACUUGUCAAAAACCAUCUACUAGAAGGACUAGUUCCAGUGUACAGACCUGCUCGUAGUGAUGAGUUGAGCCUGUGUCCGGGAGGGUGGAAGUACGGGUCAUACUUUGAGACUUUGCUAAUUGAGUGCCGUGCUUUCCUACCUUGGGCUCUACACAGGGCUCAGAGUCGUGGUGUGUCUGUUGUGAGACAACAUGUAGACAGUCUGGCCCAGUUACAGAGCCAAUAUGAUGUUGUGUUGAACUGCUCUGGUCUCGGAUCCAAACUGUUGCUUGGAGACCAUAAGCUUGUACCCAUCAGAGGCCAAGUUAUCAAGGUUCACGCUCCAUGGGUCAAACACUUCUACUAUGCUGACUAUGACACGUACAUCAUCCCGGGGAGUGGAGGUGUAGUAACAUUGGGAGGAUCCCGUCACUACGACAGUCACCACACGGAGGCGUGUGGCCACGACGCGGCAGCCAUACGGGAGCGCUGCCUGGCCUUGGUGCCCAGUCUGGCCACCGCGACCACCCUUGGCACCUGGACUGGCCUGCGACCGCACCGGGACACAGUGCGGGUCCAGGCAGAGAGGGUAGGCAACUUGACGGUGAUCCACAACUACGGUCACGGAGGCUAUGGUGUCACAGCAGCGCCUGGUACUGCCAAGUAUGCUGUGCACUUGCUGCAACACACUCUCAUGGGAAACUGCAAACUCUGAAUCCCUGUGUCAGCUGCCAGUGUACCAAUCGGUCAGAACUUGCCUUUUCAUCAUGUUCAUGGUUCAACACUAACCUAGCUGUUUUGUCAAUUUGAAAUUUUGAUUUUUUUAAAUUCUGGUGAAAACAGUAAUGAAAGGUUUCUUGUAGGUUACAAUUUUGCUACUACCUGUUCAACCCACGGUAGUGAUAUGGAAGCUUUUGAGUAUAUUAUUAUAUUUAUAAACAUUUAUUUGGGUUGGAUGUAACUAACAUACCGUGUUUUGGUUGUUCGAUUAUACUCUGGUAUAACCAACAAACGUUACACUAACAUUGCUGGCAUUACAGUGGGUCGUAACAGGAUUAACUAUUUUGAUACCUCCAAAAAAAUCCUUCCAAUUAAAAAAUAUCAUUCUUAGAAAAUUAAUUGUUUAAUGUUGCGAUAAAAAAUAAAGUGGGCAAGAAUACAAUAAUCUAUGCAACUACCAUGAGUUUUUUGGUGUACAACUAUGAUGAAAUGUCUUAUAAUUUAUAUUUAGUUACAAUUUUAUUCUUUUACUUUGUUGCAAGCCUAAUAAAAACAGUUUUGCUCAUAAGUUUGGUCGAUUUCAGGUCUGUAAACAUCAUUCUAUAUUGCUGUUUUAUUUUACAAUAAUUGGUCAAAUAAACUUGGAUUUUUAAUUUUAUUUUUAAUAUAGCCUAGUUUGUAAAACAGAAUGGUGUUGUUUAAUUGUUGUUUUUUUUUCUUUAAGCACUGUUUUAAAUUCAUUCAAAUUUUUGUGCCCUUUUUGCUUAGUCUACAGUUACACAUGGAAGUAAGUUGUGUGAUUAUUUAACUGUUAUUAUAACAUCUGCAUGCGAUGGUUGUGCAUCUUGAUUUUAUGUCAUAUUAACUCAUCUUUAUAAUAAAAAAUAUACUUUUGCCGCCUUGGAAUCAAAAACUAUCUUUAUCUUAAAUUCUGUCUGUCUUUCCCUUUGUUGAUUCCCACAGGUCUGUUUGAGUCCUUUUCUUGUUACAACAAAUUUACAGAUUGAUGUAAACAAUGUAUCCCAUUUGGAAUAAAAUAGUGGGAGUGUUUUCUUAGCUUCCGUCAACCAGAAUGUAACUUCAGUUUACACAAAGAUUAAAUUAAUUGUAUGAGAUUUUGUUUAUAUAUAAAAUUAAUCAGAUACUAAUUAAACUCACCGUUCAAUUUAUUGUUAGUUUCAACCAUUGAUUCAGUACACUAGAGGUCUCCAAACUUGUUCACAUAAGGGCCAGUUUUUAAUAUCUUCAGCCGGGCCACGAUGACUGUGGGGUUUCCUUAACCCCCAAGGGGGAAGUUGGGCCCUCUUACACAACAUGUUCGCAGCAACUAUAUUCAUAUUUUACCAAACAGAUCAAAAUCUCCAAAAGAAUAUCAAGUCAUUAAAAAUAUACAAGAAGUGUGCUCCAAAGUUUGCAAAAUUAUACUUGCAAAAUCAACAUUUUGAGCACUUUGACAAAGAAAAAGUUUAAUCUCUUGCAAUCUGAAAAGGGGGUUUAAGUGCAAAACUUCCUUUUCGGGUUGGUUUAAUUUUGACUUGUUAUUUUCCUAUUGGUUUAUAAAAAAAUCUGAAAGCUUAGUAAAAUAAUUCUAAAAAUAUAUAACAGAUAAUUCUCAAAAGUUAUUACCUGUAGUGAGAUAUCCAUCAUCACUAAUAUAAAAUGUGCAAAACAACCACUACAAAAAAGUAAUUGAUUUUUCCAAAUGAAAUUGCUACCACAACAACUAGCAUCAAGCAUUUUAAUUUUUCAAACAAUAAGCAAUAAAAUAUUGUUAAAGAUAGAGACAGUUUAUAUUGGCCACCUGGCACAGGGGGAAUGGGUGUCAUCUUGGUUCAGCUACGGCUACGAUCAUAUCACUAUGCCAAUGCAUACAAAAGCCUCCAAACUAUGGCCGUAGUUUGGAGACCCCUGCUGUACACUAAGGCAAUGCUUUAACCAAAAUAUUUUUUUGAGUUUGAAAUCUAUUGCUCAUUAUGUUGUAUUUUAAAGAAAGCCUUGUUGUAGAUUAUAAUUCUAUACCCGGGACUUUGGAGUACUUCUUGUAUAUUUUUAAUGACUUGAUAUUCUUUUGAAGUUUUCUUAUCUGUAUAGUAAUAUUUAAAAUAGUUGCUGAGAACAUGUUUUUGUUGAAUAUGUUGUGUGAGUUGGUAAUUUAUUUAGAAGCUCAGACAAUCUUUUUUGUCACCUAUUUUUUAUACUUGGUUUUUUAACAAAGUAAUACAGUUCCUCAUCAAUAGAUGCAAAUAAAUCAUCAGUGAAAUCUGUAGAUAGAGUUUUACAGUUGUUAUUUAUAAAUUUUGAUUUGGUUGAACACCAUUCUUUUUAGACAAAUAGUUGUGAUGUUGAUAGCCGAAUAUUUUUUGUUGUACAGUUAAUUGUUCUGUGGUGUUAAGAAAAAAUGUAUGUAUUAGCAAUGAAUACAAAUCCUUUAAGAAGCAAAAUGCUUACGGAGAAUAGUCAGACUGGAAUUUUGCCGAAAUGAGCUUUGCACGGCUGCUACUCGCUCAGUCUCGCUCAGCAAUAGACUUGGCCGUGCGCUCGCGAAAGUCUACCUAGCGGCCGCCACGGGAACUAUCCAAAAUUAAAAUAUUCCCAGACUGAAUUUUUUACAAAGGCAUUGAGCUUCUUAUAAGUUUUGUAUUCAUUGGUAUUAGUCUAUGUUAAAUUAAACUAAGUUAACUUUCCUUCCCAGUUGUCAAGAAUAGAAGUCUUGCUAGUAAUCAAUGUAUCUCUUUUCAAGCAUACAUAGGUGAGAACAUAAGCCAGCGAAUACUGCUAGUGUUAAUGACCUUUUCCAAUGGGCUAACAUUUGUAAUAAAUUACCCAUUAUUUAAGCAAUGAAAACAUGGAAAAUGAUAUCAAGUAUUCCUAAAAGAUGCAAGAAAACUGCUAAACAUAUAUUUUCUCAAAUUAUUCGUGUAUCAAUAAGUCUCGGAGGAGCACCUACACUCCCAUAAGAGCUAACAAGACAUUUCCCCUUGUUAAGGGUAUUCAGCGAAAGAAUUUAUGUAACUAUGUUAUCUUUUUUUAAACAAUUUUCAAAACUAAUUUAGAAAUUCAUUAGACCAGUAUAAAUCGAAUAAUGUUUUGUAAUAAUUUUUAUUCUGCAUGCAUUUCAAUAUAUUGAGAUAUGAAUAAUAAAUUAUUUAAACCACAAUUUUCCAUUCUUUUCACUUGUCUAAAGUUCAUCCAAAAAUUUAAUUAACCCAGAUAAAAAAUGAGGUUGAGCACCCUUAAUAUUUAGGCUGUUGUUUUCAUACAAAAUCAUUUUGUGUUAAUAGCCUAUUGCAAAUAUGGUGGCUAAUAGUAUUUGUACCAAGAAGAUUGGUUAGGUUAGUUACUCAGUGGAAAAGUUAGGUUUUAGUUACUCAAGUUAUUUGGGCAUUCUCAGUGAAAACAACUUCUCGUAAAAUUCAUCAAUGAGAUAAACUAAUCCCGGUGGAUUUAUUCCACCAGGCCUAGUACAGUAUUAAGAGUAACAUCUUAAACACUAUUAUUAACACAAAUUAAACAUGCUAACUAUAUAGUCGGACAUUCAUUGUUUGAACAGGAGAAUCAUUCAAUAUACAUAAUCCAUUAAGUUACUUGGAUGCGCAGUCUGUUAUACAUCGUUCACAAUAUUUAGACGGUUUUAGGGUAAGAAAUCUAUCCCCUCCACUUGACCCUUACCUUUAAAAUAAUAGCUCAAUGGCUGAUUACUGAUUUAUAUGUAACUAAGCAAUAUACAUUAAAUACAAAAUACCCCCGCCGCAGCAAACCAAGCGAAUUUACAUUUGACUGAUCGGAUUUACUCAAAAAUAUCUCCUUAAAAAAAUCAAAUUUAUUCCCUAUUUAGAUAGCAUGGUUUUAACGUGUACUUAGGUUUGCUGCAACAGGGAGGGUAAAAAAGUGAUUUUUUUGUGUAAAAUGUUAAUAGUUUAGUAUGCAAUAAAUACAUUUUCUAAAAUUGAUCAAAAUAUAUUCAUAAAUAAGCAAAUUACAACCGUUUACUUAUUCUCCAUAAGAAUAACAUGGGAAUUUUUAAUUUACAAAUUUUUCUGUAACUAUUAGGCACAUAAUAACGCUUCAGAAAAUUAAAUUGUUUGGUUUUUUAAGCUCUACAAAAUAGUUUGGAAAUAAAUUGCAAAAUCUUAUGUUUUUAGGGUCAAAAAGGGGAAAACCCAAUUUUUGCCCCAUAAACCCCCGUUGCCAUAAUAUCCGAUCAUGCUGAUUUGCGAACUCGUUUAUACCAAAUUUAAUCAAAAUCAGAUAAUUUUUGCUUGAGUUAUCGUGCUAACGGACACACACAUAUAUAUACAUACAUGAAUUUGAACAGUGUUUUUGGCCUCUAGGGACUUCAAAACGAAAAAGUAAAUCGGUCCCGGGUCCAGGUCUUACCAUGAAUACUAAAGUAAUAGCUUAUUCCCUAUAUGGAAAAUUCGCUAAAAAGUAGUGUGGGAAUUCCCCUCAAACCCCCUAAAUAUUGUGAUCUAUGCUGAAAACUUGAAUCAGGCGAUACUGCCUUAAUUAUACCGUAAAUGUCUGUAAACUCAGCUGUACAAAAUUGUAAACAAAAUCUGAACUUCUAUACAAUUUGUUGAUAUUUUACUGUUUUUUAUCAUACUUUCUUUUUCCUGAAUUAGUUUGUGUAUUCAUUUUAAUUCAUGUUUUACUCUUUUUUUAUGACAUUUUUAAAAAUAUUUCAACAAAACACGGUUUUUAAUAGUUUGAAAAACUUGAAGUAUGUAAAUAAAUGUAUUAGUAUGUAUUUUCCAAUGUGUCGUAUCCUACUAUAAGUAUACCAGAGUUAUUAAUUUUUUUCAUAAACUUUGUUUUGCUACAUGGGGAACUUGCUUUUUAAAGUUACUUAUGUUAGGGUUUAUCUGUCCAGUUUUUGUUUAUAUACUUAAAAAAGUGUAGUUGACCCCAGUGUGCCCAUGACUGUAGCUCGUUUACUUAAGCACCUUGUAGCUUGAUAUUGUUAGUAACACCAAAUGUUUGUGUAUGCCCUACCAGCGUAGAGUAGAGGGACCACUGUAAAUAGUCGACUAGUUUAUCGUACAUUUGGUUCUUCCACAGCAAUACUGUCACCUGGCCACCCACUGAUUUGUAUAUUGUUAGGCUGAUUAAAUAAUAAACAGUUUGAAAGUUA